Messenger RNA from Gopherus flavomarginatus (Mexican gopher tortoise), 5148 nucleotides. It is a transcript of the gene YAP1, whose product is annotated as Yes1 associated transcriptional regulator. The record is from RefSeq and is a predicted model, not a curated record. Lineage: Eukaryota; Metazoa; Chordata; Testudines; Testudinidae. Gene Ontology annotation, molecular function: transcription coactivator activity; transcription corepressor activity; protein binding. Gene Ontology annotation, cellular component: nucleus; cytoplasm. Gene Ontology annotation, biological process: hippo signaling; positive regulation of transcription by RNA polymerase II. The transcript has 10 exons. The coding region runs from base 268 to 1854 and encodes 528 amino acids.
GGGCGGGCACAUCUCAGAACUUUUGUUUAGUGUGUUGUGUGAGUUAGUUUCCGCCGCUGGGGCAGAGGCGCCGGCCAGGCUGGGCCGGGCUCGGGGAAGUUACUGCUCGGUCGGGCUUGUUCUGCCAGUUGCUGCUGCCGGUUGUGUUUUCCGGCUGUGAGGGGCUGAGCAGCAGCAGCAGCGGGGGAGGCCCGGCCUGGGCAGCGGGGUAUGCGGGGUGGGGAGCCCGGGCUCUGAGUCGCCGAGCCCCGGUACGGACGCGGAGCCAUGGAUCCCGGGCAGCCUCAGCAGCAAGCGCAGCCCCCGGCGCAGCAACAGGCGCCGCCGGGCGCCCCGUCCGGCGCGGGGCAAACCCCGGGCGCGGGGCCUCCUCCGGCCGGGCACCAGAUCGUGCAUGUGCGGGGCGACUCGGAGACCGACCUGGAGGCGCUUUUCAACGCGGUGAUGAACCCCAAGGGCGCCAAUGUGCCGCACACGCUGCCCAUGCGGCUCCGCAAGCUGCCCGACUCCUUCUUCAAGCCGCCCGAGCCCAAGGCCCACUCGCGCCAGGCCAGCACUGAUGCAGGGUCAGCAGGAGCCUUGACUCCUCAACAUGUCCGAGCUCAUUCUUCUCCAGCUUCGCUGCAGCUAGGAGCUGUCUCUCCAGGGACACUUACCCCCUCUGGAGUAGUGACUGGUCCUGGAGCUUCACCUUCUUCUCAACAUCUCCGCCAGUCUUCAUUUGAGAUUCCUGAUGAUGUACCUCUGCCACCAGGUUGGGAGAUGGCUAAGACACCAUCUGGCCAGAGAUAUUUUCUGAAUCACAUUGAUCAAACAACAACAUGGCAGGACCCUAGGAAGGCGAUACUUUCACAGAUGAACGUUACAGCCCCCACCAGUCCUCCAGUGCAACAGAAUAUAAUGAAUUCAGCAUCAGGCCCACUCCCUGAUGGAUGGGAACAAGCCAUGACCCAGGAUGGAGAAAUUUACUACAUAAACCAUAAGAACAAGACCACAUCUUGGCUAGACCCAAGGCUUGACCCACGCUUUGCGCUCCAGAUCUUCAGCGGCAGGUCCUUCACUCGCUCUGGGUCUUCGGUGGCAUUUCAGCCGCAGGUCCUUCAGUGCCAUGGAACACCCGGAGCACUGCCAGCUAUGAAUCCGCGAAUCAGCCAAAGUGCUCCAGUGAAACAGCCACCCCCACUGGCUCCUCAGAGUCCUCAAGGUGGAGUGAUGGGCGGGGGAAGCUCCAAUCAACAGCAGCAGAUGAGACUGCAACAGCUGCAGAUGGAGAAAGAGAGAUUGCGACUGAAGCAUCAAGAACUGCUUCGGCAGGUGAGGCCACAGGCAUUGCGGAAUAUCAGUCCCAGCACAGCAAAUUCUCCAAAACGUCAGGAGUUAGCUCUCCGUAGCCAACUUCCAACUAUGGAACAAGAUGGUGGCUCUCAAAAUCCAGUGUCAUCUCCCGGAAUGGCUCAAGACCUGAGAACAAUGACUACAAAUAGUUCCGAUCCCUUUCUUAACAGUGGGACAUAUCACUCCAGAGAUGAGAGCACAGACAGUGGCCUCAGCAUGAGUAGUUAUAGUGUACCCAGAACUCCUGAUGACUUCCUGAACAGCGUUGAUGAAAUGGAUACAGGUGAUAUCAGCCAAAGUAACAUACCUUCCCAUCAGAACCGUUUCCCAGAUUACCUUGAAGCCAUUCCAGGGACAAACGUGGACCUUGGGACACUGGAAGGAGAUGGGAUGAAUAUAGAAGGAGAGGAACUGAUGCCAAGUCUGCAGGAGGCUUUGAGUUCUGACAUCCUUAAUGACAUGGAAUCUGUAUUGGCAGCCACCAAACUAGAUAAAGAGAGUUUUCUUACUUGGUUAUAGAGGCCUCAGGGAGACUGCACUGUAAAUCUGUGAAGGAUCUAAGGAGAUAAGACAUCUGUACCUGAAGUUCAAAACAAGCCAAUGUGGCAUACUUUUGGUUUGUGGUCAGAAAAAAUAAACAAACAAAUAUUCAACAAGAUUCUUUCAUCCAACAUUUUGCUCUUCCUUGUCCAUCGCUGCUGUUAUAGAUUGCUGACCUCUCUCACAGUUGACUCUGAAGAAUAGACAUCUUUGUGAUCUUUUUCUAUUGCUGUUUCAACUACUGUUCAGUUGGGAGCAGGGGGAUGAUGAGCCUGUUUGGAUGACAAAUGCCAUUCCUUUUGUACUAAUAUGCGCUUGCAUAUCAUUUUAUCUAAGGACUCAGAUUUGUGAGUUAACAUCUGCAUGUCACCACUUGUAGUUUGCUCAGCUAGUUGUCUCCUCUGCUGCCUGUGGCAAGUGGUAAAACACAACUUACUGGUCUGAAAAGCCCAAAAAAGGAUGUAUCUGGUCAAAAGAAGUCAAUACUGAUUUGCAGAUAUAGCUCAAAGGAGGGCUGAAGACUGUUUGACGUUAAGUGUUUGUUACUGCUAGCUCUUUCUGUAGGCAACAGAAUGUUCUUGUUCUUAUUUUAUGGUAUAGUAAAUCAUGAAUCAUUUUAUAUAGAAACUUAUAUCAACUUUUGAUUUUCACCACGUACUCUAGGCUAACUUUUGUCAGUCAAAAACUAGAGGAGUUUUUGUUUUGUUUUCUGUUUUGUUUUGUUAGUGAAUUUAAUUAUAGAUAUAGCUUGGGACGUAAUUGUAGGUGUUCUUUUUUAAUAGUGAAAUCUACAUUUUCUGAUUUCACAGUCUUAUUUAAGUCUCAAUUGUCUGCUUUUUUUAUAUAUCUAAAAUGUCUAUUUUAGCUAAAUAACUAGUGAGUACAUAUGGUUUUAUGUUUUGCCCGUAACUUUUAUUUUUAAAGGCUAGCUUUGAAUGUAAUCAUUAGAAUAAAUGACCAGUGGCUUAUUUUUCAUAUCUGCUUGCAAGAAUUUGAAACUAGAAUCUGGUUGCAGCACUUUGAGAAUGAAGUGUCCUAUCUAAGCUUUUAUAAUGCCUUUUAAAGUAGCGGGAAACCAUACACUACAUGUUUUUAAUUGACUGUUACAAGUAAUUUCUUGGGAUUAGGUUUUAAUUUUGAUUAAAUCAGUGAGUUUAGAUUGUGAAGUCCAUGAUGGGAGACAACUUAAUGAAAAGUCUUUCCUUAAUUUGCAUGGAAAAAUAAUCUAAAUUGUCAUCUCACUUUCUACUGUAAUGAAAACACUAAAAAAGAAAAAAAAUGAAGACUGUCCUAAACAAAAUAAGUAUUUAGUUCUGUGUGGUGAAAUAUAAGCCCUGGACGCUAUGUGUAGAAGACUGUAAAGAUAUGUGUUAGAUGGUGACAUGAGCAGGUAAUGAAGUGUAUAUUAGUAGAGUUUAGUGCAGGGGUAGAGAUGAAUAUGACUUACCUAUAUUUUAACAGGAAAAGAUGUAACACUAAAACAUCUGCAGGAGUUGACACAGUUUCCAAAGAGUAUUUUUAAAUGAACAAAACGAGCAUGAAUCAAACUUUCAGUAUAAGCUAUGAAGUAAUUUUUUGAUGAUUAAUAGUGGCACCAGCUAGCACCUCUGUAAUUAAGGGUUUGAGGGUCUGUCAGCAUUCACAUUAUAAGUCCUUAUUUUCAAGGGUUUAUAACUGGACCAUAAAAAGACUUUAGGUAUGAAACUUGGUAUGAAAAGUCUCAGCCUGAAAGGAAUUUUUUUAAAGAAAUUGUUUUAAAGGGCUUGACUAUUUUUUAAGAUAUAGGAGUAAAUUAAAAAAAAACAAGAAUUGUUUUUCAGUUCUUCUGUACUCCAGAAACUUAAAAUGGCUGUAUUUUAUAUUAAUUUGUAGACUAUUAACCUAGAAGGACUCUUUAGUCCUGGAGUUUUAAAAAUUGCUUUAAAAAUUAAAGCAGCAGAAAUUGAGAUGUGAAAAAUUGCCACUAAGUACUUACAUUUGCUAUUUCUCAUGAGGAUUUUGGUACUCAGAAAUUACAAAAGCAUAUGUGGAUUGUUGCAGAGUAUGGUUUUUAAAGUGUUGAUUCUCACUGAGGCAUCUUAACAGCAGUUACGUUCUACUACACCAAUAGUCCACGGAUUAGUAGGCCACUUACAUGCGCAAUAACAGAAACAGCCCUUGAAACGGUAAAUUGUGUCCAUAGCAGGGAUUAUAGGAGCAUCUCACAGUCCCAUUAAGAAUUCUUCCCUCUUUCCUUCCACCACUUAACAGAAGAUAUUUUAAAAGACACUACACUGUUUAAAAUAAAUUGAAUGGUCUGAUAUAAAACCACAAAAGCAAGGAAAUUCAAAGUUUUGAUGAGCAUAGGUCAAGGUUUUUUUUCCCUUGCUUUUAUGUGUUUCUCAUAGCUUUAAUGUUGGAAUGUUUUCUUAUUGUAAAAACUCUAAAUAGCUUAUACUAUAUUUGGAUAGCACUGCUGGGGUAGGUACUGACAAACUGGGAAUUCUUGAAUUGCUGUGACAGUAAACCUGUUUUGUGAUUCUUUAAUCAACUUUAAGACAUUUCCGUUCUCUUUCAUUUAUUAGGGAAUGUACCUUUAAAGAUGCUGUACUGUUGGCAAUUGAAAUUGAUUUGGAUUUUAUUCUGCAAAAGCAGAAGUGAUGAAGUGGUUAAAAUUUGUUUGACGUACAAGAGUGUUUUGGGUAGUAUUUUAUACUGAUUGAUGUAUAUAUUUAAACAACAAAAAUCAUUGUCCUAAUGUUAUAGGUUCUAGAUUUAAGUAUACCGUGUUCAGAAUACAGAGGAGGCAUGUUAACUCUACUGUGCUUUAGCAGUAUCAUGGCAGACAAAUGCUUUGGAAUAGGCAACAGUGUCAGUAAAUCACAUGGAUCAAAAAUUGUACCAAUCAGUGUUGGAACUGAAGCAAUGCAAAAGAAGAAGAGACAAUUUCAACAUGAUUAACACUUUACAUAGCUUUUGCACAUCUGGUGAAUUAGUACUAAAGUGACUUUUCACUUGCAAGCAUGGUUUUAUACAAAUAGCCAGUGUGCCUGUCUAAAAUAAUUACUUGUUUUUCUGUAUCUUGAAAAAGUACUCUCCACAUUUUAAAUGUUCUAUGUUAGAGAACUCUUGAAUGCACCCUUGUCAAAAAUAUAUAUAUAGUUAUCAAUGUUACUUUUUAGAUGUAAGAGCAUGCCUGUUAGGUACCUAAGUACAUUCUGUUACAUUAUUUUUCUUUAUGUAAUACUUUUUCAGUUGUUUUAUGUGAUAUAAAUAUAUACUUUGUUCUUAAAA